CGAGAUCUUCACUGAGGCGCUAUGAUUGGUUGAAAGACGCAGCCUGAGAGUUACGCCCACUGUUUUCUCCGAUCCCUGAUUGGUCUUCUCGAGAAGAAGGACUCUAACGUCAACGAGUUCCCCCGGCGCCCAUUGGUGGAUAAGGCGGGGUUGCCGGCGCGCGGGCGCCGGCGCGGGCGUUCGAACCCGCGCUUGGUAGCGUUACCAUGGGGAUGCGGCCUGGCCGGCGCCUCCAAAACUGAAUUUAUAGAAACUCAUUCACAAAAAUGACAUCCUGGUUGUAUGAAUGUCUUUGUGAAGCUGAACUUGCACAGUAUUAUCCUCAUUUUACUGCCCUUGGCCUUCAAAAAAUAGAUGAAUUAGCCAAGGUUACAAUGAAGGACUACUCCAAAUUGGGAGUCCAUGACAUGAACGACCGCAAACGUCUCUUCCAACUUAUCAAAAUCAUUAAAAUUAUGCAGGAAGAAGAUAAAGCAGUCAGUAGCCCAGAGCAUCCUCUCCAGACAAACAGCCGGUGCAGUCAGGCUCGGGAGUCCAGAACUGGCCCUCGCAGGCAACUGCAUUUUGAUUCUCCUGCUGACAGCAAAGACAGAACUACCAACAACAAUGGGUUCGAAAUGUGCUGUUUAUCAGAUUUUUCUGCAAAUGAACAGAAGUCUGGUUACCUAAAAGUGCUGGAGCACAUGCUGCCAGAUGAUUCCCAAUCCCAUACAAAAACAGGAAUUCCGAGUGCUGCAGCUGCUGCUUCCUGUGUGCAAACAGAAACUAACACCUCACUCUUUUCAUCAAAUCACUUUUCUCCACUACUGGGGGAUUAUGAUAUUCCCAUUAUUCAAAGAGUCUCUCAUGUUUCAGGGUAUAACUAUGGAAUCCCUCAUUCUUGUAUCAGACAGAACACCUCAGAGAAAGAGAAUCUUUGGACAGAAAUGGAGAAAAUCAGAGUUUGUGUUCGAAAACGCCCUCUGGGCAUGAGGGAGGUACGUCGUGGAGAAAUUAAUAUUAUUACCGUAGAAGACAAAGAAACUCUACUUGUUCAUGAGAAGAAAGAAGCAGUUGACCUUACACAAUAUAUUCUGCAGCAUGUUUUUUAUUUUGAUGAAGUCUUUGGUGAAGCAUGCACCAAUCGGGAUGUGUACAUGAAGACUACUCACCCACUCAUUCAGCAUAUUUUCAAUGGAGGCAAUGCCACUUGCUUCGCAUAUGGACAGACAGGUGCUGGGAAGACCCACACCAUGAUAGGAACUCAUCAGAACCCAGGACUCUAUGCUCUGGCUGCCAGAGAUAUCUUCAGACAACUAGAAGUGUCCCAGCCAAGAAGGCACCUCUUCGUGUGGAUCAGCUUCUAUGAAAUCUACUGUGGACAACUUUAUGACCUCUUAAAUAGAAGAAAAAGGCUCUUUGCAAGAGAAGAUAGCAAGCACGUGGUACAGAUAGUGGGACUGCAAGAGCUUCAGGUGGAUAGUGUGGAGCUCCUCUUAGAGGAUUGUCCUUCCAGGACCUUUCUCCUUCAGGUGUACUGUGUUACCUGGUCAUCACGAUGCAGGCACCAAGACUUCCCCGCCUCUACAGAGGAGGCACUGACUCAUCACAUUUCUCAGGUGAUUCUGAAGGGCAGCAAGGAGCGCAGCACCGGGGCCACUGGAGUUAACGCAGACUCCUCCCGCUCCCAUGCUAUCAUCCAAAUUCAGAUCAAAGAUUCAGCCAAGAGGACAUUUGGCAGGAUCUCUUUUAUUGACUUGGCUGGCAGCGAAAGAGCAGCAGAUGCCAGAGACUCAGACAGACAGACAAAGAUGGAAGGUGCAGAAAUAAACCAGAGUCUUCUGGCUCUGAAGGAAUGUAUCCGCGCAUUGGAUCAGGAACACACCCACACUCCCUUCAGGCAAAGCAAAUUAACUCAGGUCCUGCGGGACUCUUUCAUCGGUGAUGCCAAAACCUGCAUGAUUGCCAACAUCUCACCAAGCCAUGUGGCCACCGAACACACACUGAAUACCUUGCGUUACGCUGACCGGGUCAAGGAACUAAAGAAAGGCGUUAAAUGUUGUGCUUCAGCUACCAGUCGAAAUCGGACCUCUGGAAACUCUUCUCCAAAACGAAUUCAGAGCUCCCCCGUGGCCCUGCCAGGGGACAAGUGUUCUCCCAAAAAGGUCAAGCUGGGGCUUCAGCAGUCAUUCACAGCAGCUCCUGGCUCCACGAGAGAGAAGGCCCAUCCCCUGGCCAGCCACACACCCAACAUCCCUUUUGCGCCUGUACCUAAAGUUCCCAGUAAAAGGGGUGGAUCCAGAGGGAGUCUUCCCCAAGAGUGGGUCGUUCACACCAGCCCUGUCAAAGGAGCCACACGGUCUGGACAUUUAGCCAAAAAAGGGGCAGAAGAAUCUGCGUCAUUGUGCUCUGAGAAAACUCAAAUGGGCAACAAAACUGCCCGCAGGUGGGGAAGCAAGGCUGCCGGCCCAGGAGAAGCCCCGGCGCGUGGCAAGCUGCCCUCCAAGUGCAAGACUGUGCAGCCCGUGCGGCCCGUGCAGAAGCAGCUUGUGUCACGGGCUGAGCUCUCCUCCGGUGGCCUCCACCAUUUAGCAGAAUACGGUCAGGGCAGCAAGGGGAGCACACCUGCCAGGUGGGCCUCGGAAACGUGGACAGACAUCCCUCCACAUCAGAAGGAGAGGGAGGAACACUUGCGCUUCUAUCACCAGCAGUUCCAGCAGCCACCUCUCCUCCAGCAGAAGUUCAAGUACCAACCACUGGAAAGGUUUUUAUGCCAGUACAGGCCCCUGGAGGGGCAGCUCCAGAAUGAGACCCCUUCCCCCUUCUGCUCUUAUUCUGAGAGCCAGGAUGGAGCCCAAGCUGAGGACCUUGAUGACAGCGAUUUCAGCGAAGAUUCUUUUUCACAUGUCUCCAGUCAGAGGACCACAAAUCAGAGAAACACCCUAGAGAACAGCGAAGGCUCAUUCUUCCUUCAUCAGAGGGAGCAAGGCCCUGAGGAGCAAGUGGCCAAAAGGCACCAGAGUCUGCUUUUUAACCCCGGGACAGAUGGUGACGAGAAGGGUCUAACUGGAGACUGGAUAUACUCCAGGGACCCCACACACCACAAAAGAGCAGCACUCAGUCACGGCCACAGCCCGAGUAAGGUGCCUUUGGACUGGAGCAGAGAGGAGGAUUCUGCCUCCUCAGGGCUUUGUCCCGGGGACAACCUGGCAGAGAAGCCUUACUGCUCACAGGUAGACUUUGUACCUGGCCAGAAAAGAGGUGGUGGCCCAUCCUUUGAACUGAGACAGGACGCUCUCACAAGUGAGGUUCCUGGGCAGGCCGAGGGUAGUUCACUGCCCCUGGAGGAAGAUGGUUUUAGUUUCUCACUGCCCCACAGUGCAGUUCCAGGAUCUCCAGACCAAAGAGAGAGAGUCAGCACACCUCUGGGAGGAGUCGGCCAAGACAGCCCAACUCUGGUGACCAGAACAAUGAAAACCAGUUACCCUGACCCAGAAGACUGUAGAGGGGAAUCAGGCACGUGCUCUGAAUAUGCUUCUGGACUGAUGGCUCCCCUCACCAUGUCCCUCCUGGAGAACACAGACGAUGAAGGUCCUCUUCCCUUGGAGCGGCUGGCCCAGGAUGGGCUUGCUCACAGUCUAGUGGCAGCAAGGGGCCCACCUGUGGGCCACACAGUAUCAUCUGGUGAUCAAAAGGCACUCCUGCCACUGUCUUCAGCAGCUGGGCACCUGUGGCUCUCAUCAUCUCCCCCUGACAAUAAGCCUAGUGGUGAUCUUCCAGCCCUGUCGCCAUCACCCAUCCGUCAGCACCCACCUGACAAGCUGCCCAUCAAUGAGGCUGACCCAGGGGAGGCCCGCCAGAGCGGAGAGACUGCGCUGUCCUCCGAGGAACACGGGAGUAGCCAGCAGUAUGAUGCCGAUGCUGAGGAGGCAGAGCGGAGCAGCGCCCAGGGUUUCCCAGGAAAGCCCUUCCCCGCCAUACACACUGGAGGAGCCCACCCUGCACCUCUGCUCACCCCAGGAACAGAAAGUAGUGAUACGGCUGACCAGCCCUGGGCCCAGGAAAGAAAACAUCCAACAGGACUUGGCUGGCAGGAGCUAAGUUUGCCGGGAGACCCCAUCAAGUUGCACAACAGAAACAUCGUGUGGCUCAAAUACAGGCCGAUCCCAAGGUGCUCAGCAAGGCCAGGCUCUCCCCUGGUCCCUGGCUGCUCUCCAAAGACUGCAGAGAACCUCCAUCAGCUCACCCUGGGGCCUGCACAGCAGGUGGUCAUCCGAGCACACCAGGAACAACUGGAUAAAAUGGCAGAACUGGGCUUCAAGGAGGAGACCCUGAUGAGCCAGCUGGCUCUUAACGAGUUUGAAGAUGUUGUGACCCAGCUGGAUGAAAUCCUGGCUCUGAAAUCCAAGUGCAUCCAGAGUCUGAGGAGCCAGCUUCAGCUGUACCUGGCCUGCCACACACCGACCACAGCCCCUGAGAGGACAGUGAUGUCUUAGAACAAGAUCCCGUAUGAGGGGGCACCUGGGUGGCACAGUGGUUGGGCGUCUGCCUUCGGCUCAGGACGUGAUCCCGGUGUUGUGGGGUCGAGCCCCACAUCAGGCUCCUCAGCUAUGAGCCUGCUUCUUCCUCUCCCACUCCCCCUGCUUGUGUUCCCU
Ailuropoda melanoleuca (giant panda) is the source of this 4634-nucleotide messenger RNA. It is a transcript of the gene KIF24, whose product is annotated as kinesin family member 24. Gene Ontology annotation, cellular component: microtubule. Gene Ontology annotation, biological process: microtubule depolymerization; microtubule-based movement. The transcript is spliced from 14 exons. The coding region runs from base 267 to 4475 and encodes 1402 amino acids. The record is from RefSeq and is a predicted model, not a curated record. Gene Ontology annotation, molecular function: microtubule binding; ATP binding; microtubule motor activity. Lineage: Eukaryota; Metazoa; Chordata; Mammalia; Carnivora; Ursidae.